UUAAGCCCUUUAAAAGAUUAAUAUCUCUCCAUUCUCUUUCUCACUAUAGGUUAUAAAUUCUAUUUCCCGAAAUAUAUAUACACCAAGCCUACACAUUUACACUCUUCAAACAUCUCUCACCAGAGCAGAACACAGAGUCACCGGGAAGUGUCAUCUUCGGCGGCGACACACAAACAAACAAAAGUUGAUAUAUUUAGAUUCUGGUGACUCUCUGCUCUAAUGGGUCAAUCUCAAAAUCCUCUCUUUCUUUUUCUACUUCUUGUUCUAGUCUAUGGCGUUUCCUCCACCACCUUCACCGUCGUUAACCAGUGCAGCUACACCGUGUGGCCUGGCCUUCUCUCCGGAGCAGGAACCGCUCCUUUACCCACCACCGGAUUCUCUCUAAACCCUACAGAAACACGCGUCAUACCAAUCCCCGCCGCUUGGUCCGGCCGUAUCUGGGGCCGUACUCUCUGCACACAAGACGCAACCACCGGAAAAUUCACCUGCGUCACCGGAGACUGCGGCUCCUCCGCCGUCGAGUGCUCCGGCUCCGGCGCCGCACCUCCAGCGACGCUAGCUGAGUUCACCUUAAACGGAGCCGGCGGUCUCGAUUUCUACGACGUCAGCCUCGUCGACGGUUACAACAUCCCUAUGGCGAUCGUACCGCAAGGCGGCGGAGAUGCGAGCGGCGUCGCCGGGAACUGCACCAUCACUGGAUGCGUUAAGGAGCUCAACGGCCCUUGUCCUGCUCAGCUGAAAGUGGCGACGACGGGGACUGCAGAUGGAGUGGCUUGCAAAAGCGCUUGUGAGGCGUUUGGGACGCCGGAGUAUUGCUGUAGCGGCGCGUUUGCAACGCCGGACACGUGUAAGCCGAGCGAGUACUCGUUGUUUUUCAAAAACGCGUGUCCGAGAGCUUAUAGUUAUGCUUACGACGAUGGAACAAGUACGUUUACUUGCGCCGGAGCUGAUUACCUCAUCACUUUCUGUCCUUCUCCUAACCCAAGUGUGAAGAGUGCAAAGAAGGAAGGAGUACUUGAGCCUGAAGCCGUAAGCUACUCGUCCGCGUCGCCAACUCUAUCCACCGUGUUUUCGGUUGGUGUUUUAGCUGUCGCGUUUUGGGCACUACAACGCGUUUGGUGAUAGCUGUACUGUAACGUAUGCGUAAGAGCUUUGAUAACAACAUCAUUCGAGGUUUUCAUCUAAGAGAAAGAAAAGAUCAUCAAAUAAAAGACGACCAGAAGAAAGAGUUUGAUUUGUGUGGGGAUUCCAAAGUUGCUAAGGAUGGAUCUGUUUUUAGGUUGAUUAGUUAUAGUAAUAGUUAUUCUUUAGAACUCUCAUCUCUUAUUAGUUUUCUCCGUUUUUUCUAAGACAAGAUGUUGUCUUUACGGAUUACGGUGUUCUGUAGUAGUAGACGCCGUCUGAAAAUGUACGUUGAAUAAUCAUGCAAAUUUGGCGGGUAAAAUCACAGUUUUUAGCCAAUAAUAUAUUAAGAUGUGUAUAUA
This is a messenger RNA of Brassica rapa (field mustard), 1484 nucleotides long. RefSeq names its product thaumatin-like protein 1. Lineage: Eukaryota; Viridiplantae; Streptophyta; Magnoliopsida; Brassicales; Brassicaceae. The record is from RefSeq and is a predicted model, not a curated record.